AUGCACACCCAUCAUUCACAUAGUGGAGAUUAUGUGUCUCAUGCGACUGAUCUGCUCGAUGCAACUGUCGCCUUAUAUUAUUCCAAAGGAUUCAAAAUAGUUUGUUUAACUGAACAUAUGCCUCGUCUUCAUGAUCAAUUCUUAUAUCCUGAAGAACUUGAAAAGCAUUACACCACUGAUAAUCUUGUUUCUGAUUUCCAGGCAUUCACAAACCAUGCGAAGAGACUACAACAGGAAUACAAAGACAAGAUGAAGAUUAUUAUUGGGUUUGAAGUUGAAGGAAUUGAUAUUCCUCAUAUUGAAUAUUCACAAGAAUUAAUUGCAAAGAAUAAUGAGAUUCAAAUGAUGGUAGGGUCUGUACAUUUUGUUCAUCAAAUUCCAAUUGAUUUUACGGUAGAGCUUUGGAAAGAGGCAAGAUCUAAAUCAAGAACAACCCGAGGAUUAUAUUGUGAUUAUUUUGAUUUACAAUAUCGUGUGAUUACAAGUUUGAAACCAAUGGUGGUUGGUCAUUUUGAUUUGAUUCGAUUAUUACAACCAGAAGAUGAUUUCGAUAGUACUACGGGAAAACUUACACGAGAUGUUAAUGUUGAAAUAGAUUGGCCCGAGGUUUGGGAACGUAUAGUGAGGAAUAUUAAGGUUGUUUAUGAAUAUGGUGGACUUUUUGAAUUGAAUUCUUCAGCGAUUAGAAAAGGUUGGGAUACACCUUAUCCUAGACGAGAUAUAGCCGAAGCAAUUAUAAAGUAUGGAGGAGGGAGAUUCUGUCUAUCCGAUGAUUCACAUGCACUUACUCAGGUUGGACUUAAUUAUCAUAAAGUAUUGGAAUAUUUGAAAUCAUUGAAUGUUGAUGAAAUCUAUCAUCUUGACUUAGAUGAUGAUAAUGAGUUAAAGGUUAGAACUGAGGACAUAAACAUAUUAGAGAGAUCUACAUUUUGGGAUCAAUAUAAAUAG
Messenger RNA from Hemisphaericaspora subhashii, 948 nucleotides. RefSeq names its product histidinol-phosphatase. The record is from RefSeq and is a predicted model, not a curated record. Gene Ontology annotation, molecular function: histidinol-phosphatase activity. The coding region runs from base 1 to 948 and encodes 315 amino acids. Gene Ontology annotation, biological process: L-histidine biosynthetic process. Lineage: Eukaryota; Fungi; Ascomycota; Pichiomycetes; Serinales; Debaryomycetaceae. The transcript has a single exon. Gene Ontology annotation, cellular component: cytoplasm.